AUGUCGUCAAAUAUCCUUCCAGAUACACAGCAAGUCAGGUUGCCGUCAAUUCGCAACUUGCUGCUUUCGAUAGAUACCCCUACAGCUACAACUGAUCCACGACAUCACCUUCCAGUUAUUCCAACUAAUGCGGUUGCUGUAUCGGCUCCAUAUCGUCCACAAUCAUUGCCCUUCCAUGAAAAACCUCAGUACGUGCAUCCAAACCAACAGCAACAGGCACAAUCACAGUUUGUUGAAGAUCGACUGAUAAAACCGCAGUUGAGUCCACCCAUGCAGACUGAACCCAAUUGGUCCUACAGUUCAACGAAACUGCAUACGCAGGAGCGUAAGGGCAGUGUCAACAGCGGUAGUAGUUCCCAUGAUGCGAACAAUAGCGGUGGUAUUAGCAAUGGCAGAAGAUCGAAUUUACCAAAAGAGACUGUGCAAAUUCUGAAUACGUGGUUAUUGGAUCAUUUAAGGAACCCAUACCCAACUCCGCAGGAGAAACGUGAAUUACUGAUAAAGACCGGUCUAACCAAGAUUCAAUUAUCUAAUUGGUUUAUCAAUGUCAGAAGAAGAAAAAUCUUCUGCGACUACUAUGAGUUGGCUAAUAGGAAUCGAAAUUCCAGUGAAUGCACAGAACAAGUCACUGAAGAAGCCGUCUGGGCUGCAACUUCGUCGUCGACCGAGGAAGAAGAGCUAGCCAAGAGAUUUGCUCAAGUACCCCUGACUAGGCGUAAGAAAUUAAUCGACAGGUUGGAAGAAUUGAAGAAAGCCUCUCGAGCUGGUUAA
Molecule: messenger RNA, 771 nt
Organism: Torulaspora delbrueckii
Lineage: Eukaryota; Fungi; Ascomycota; Saccharomycetes; Saccharomycetales; Saccharomycetaceae
Gene: CUP9
Product: Cup9p
Exons: 1
Coding region: 1-771 (256 amino acids)
Biological process (GO): regulation of DNA-templated transcription
Molecular function (GO): DNA binding
Source: RefSeq, a predicted model, not a curated record